Molecule: messenger RNA, 3159 nt
Organism: Plasmodium knowlesi strain H
Lineage: Eukaryota; Apicomplexa; Aconoidasida; Haemosporida; Plasmodiidae
Product: translation initiation factor eIF-2B subunit delta, putative
Exons: 1
Coding region: 1-3159 (1052 amino acids)
Source: RefSeq, a predicted model, not a curated record
AUGGAUGAUAAACCUUACGUAACGUUUCACAAGAGAAAGAAAACAAGAGCAAAUGCAAAAGUAAGCAGAGAAAAAAUUAAGAAGAACUUUCUGAGAAAUGAAAAAUUCAUUCGACUUUCAACGAUAAGCAAAAGUUCGACAAAGAAAACGUUUUUACAUACUUUGUUCAAAAGUUUUAUCAAGCCAUACAAUGAAAAGAAUACAGCGUUUUACUCCAUUUUGUGUAUAAUUAAUAAUAUAUACAAAUGCCACUACUUUUCGAAGCAUCGUUGCUUGAUUUGCAAACCAUUGCACGAAAGGAGCGCGUCCAUAUUGCAGGAGGGAGGUGGCUACCCUGAUUGCUGCGAUGGGGAGGAUAUCGCGUCUGCGUCUGGCGGGGGUUCCCUUACCACCUGCGCAAGCUUGUCUUCCACUACCGCGUCUAUUACUGCGUCUACCACCGCCACGGCCACCUUCCCUUAUGACAUAUACUACAACUUGCGCAAAAUCAACUUGAUUGAGUCUGGAAAACUGAAGAGCAGCGCGAGUGGCGGCAAGUCGGAAGGAAGUCGCCAAGCGGGUGAGGUAGAUCGAAAUCAGAGCACGCAAGGAAAGGAAAGUUCGGAGACAGAGCCGAACAGAGGGAUGUUACUGUUGGACAUGGAGAAAAGGAAAAUAACGGAGGGUGGAAAUGAGAGCGAAAGUGAGGUCAGAAAUGAAGUCGAAACUAGAGUGACCAUGGGAAUGGUGAAGGCCCCUGUGGAGGGAAAAAACGCACGCGAGUAUCUCCAUCCGGAGAACAAAACCAGUCAACAAGUAGAUGCAACAAAAACGAAUGCCUUAAAUAACAAGCCCAAAUCAAGCGCAGUGGUGGUCAGGAAAAACGUUUCUAUCACCAAUAAGGAAGUGUCCCCAAUAAAGGAACCGAUCAAAAAUUUUAUAAGUGCAAAGUUAAAUCUUACCAAUGUGCAGCAUUAUUACUUCCUCUCACACAACAAGGAGCACUUCGAAGAUCCAUACCAUUUCGAUGUGUUUGAAAAGAUAAAUAUAUUCGACAAAAUUUUACUCGACUUAAACCAGAGUGAAAUACACCCCAAUGUAUUAAGGACAGGAAUUUUUUUUAACAAAUAUUUGAAUACGACCCACAAUGACAGGAAUGUGGAUUUGCUGACAGCCCUCAAGUCUUUUAUUAAGGACUACUCUCUCCCUCCCUACGAACCCAUUAACAGGCACAUGAAGGUUGUUAUAGACAAAGAAAUAAAUUACAUAAUAAUGUGCAAAAAGCAUAGCAUCAGUAUGGGCGAAGUGAUCAGAUGGUUUAAAAAUAUGAUUACAGAACAUAUAGGAAAGAAUGUGUUAGAGCAGACGAAGGUAAUAAUUACGAACAAUAUAAAUAAUUAUAUAAGAACUAAAAUUGUCAUGCCUUCAAUACACAUUUCUAACUAUGUAGCGGAGCACAUCAUUACGGACAACGACAUUCUUCUAAUUUACACCUUCGAUUAUGACAUAUAUUUGUCCAUCGUUAAGGCGAAGAGAAGCGGAAAAAAGUUUCAAAUAAUUCUGGUUGACUCGGAACCUUAUAAAAAUUCAUAUGAUAUUAAAUUGUAUACGAAACUUGGGAUCCCAGUUACGUACACAUUAAUCGGCGCCUUAUUUUACAACAUAAAAAAUUGCACCAAAGUAUUGCUAGGGAUUGACGCAAUCAUACAUAAUAGUGUUUAUGCCUAUGUGGGUACGAGCAUUAUAUGUAUGAUGGCUCACCUUAGCAAUGUGCACGUCUAUAUUGCUUGUGAAACAUACAAAAUUAGUAACAAAAUUAUUAUUGAUAGUUUUAGCAUUAAUAAUAUCAACAAUAAUUUGGACAUUUAUAAUUAUAUAUACAUGCACCAUCAUCCCCAUCAUAGACACCAUAGUCACUACGAUCACUACCGACAUCAGCAGAGGCAUCAUCACCAACAACAACAACAACAACAUGCAGCUUCCCAUAAGGGUUCCCCCCAAAUGAAUAAAAGUGUGGAUCAGGGGGUCAUGUUUAACCGGAAAUUAAACACAUUCAUAAAUUCCUACGCUGAUAUAAGCUCCACUGCAGUCCUUUUUAAUAAUGGAGAAAUUGACUCAAGAAGGAGUGCGCCUUCCAAGCCUCUUAUCAAAUAUUUCGCUGUAGAAGCGGGAAAAAAAAGGUCAGGCGCUUUCCCCCCCUCUAGUAGGAGAUCAAAGCAUGUCCAGGAAAAGGUCUACCUAGUAGAAGGAACGCCACCCCCCUCCAUUCGUGCUAACCCCAAUGGGAUACUUCUGAAAGGAGAUCCUAAAAUAAAUUGUCAACCAAGUGAAUGGAAGGAUCACCCAGCGAGCAGCCAUCCAGAAGUUUUAAAAACAAAUAACGACCACUUCCCCAGUAGUUGUAAUGCCUUCCUCAAAGAUGCAGAUACUACGCACAACGGAAUGGACACCUCCACAUUGUUACCCAAGCAGGACGAUGUGAAAAGGGAAAUACCCAUUUGUACGAAGCAGGAAUAUUCCGAAAGGGAGGAAGAGGCAAGUGUUAGUAGGAAUAGCGAUGUUGGUAUGAGGGAUCCGGGGAAAAAUGUCAAAAUAUUUACCACUGCAAGUGUGCUUACAACCAUAAGCACUAGCACAGUAGGAUCAACCAAGGGGAUACUGAAACAACCCGGAAGAACAUCCAAUGAAGAGAAAAAUGAAAAAAGUAAUCCCCUCCUAAGUAGUAAACAGAAUUGUGCAAACCUUCCCAGUCCCGAUAAAAAUUUUAUUAAAAAGAAUAAAGUGUUUUUUAACCUUAAAAGUGGCAAAAGUACUUCUCCCCCCCGUUUUAGCAGCCACAUUUGUACCCCUUCGAAUAACUUGAGCACGCACAAUGAUACCUGUGAAAGUGAGGAAGAGAAAAUAUGUUGCAAUAGUAUUUGUGAUUCAAUUUGUACCUCCAUUGGAAAUAUGAACGUAAAAAAUGUAUGCACAGACACACAUAAUGAGACGAACCUGUUCAGUUCCGUCCAGUCGCACAUAAGAAAAAUUAAUUCCACCACGGACAAGUCUUUUUACGUUGCCAAUAUAUGUAAUGAUGUUACUCCGCUGAAACAUAUCACUUAUAUCGUCACGGAGAUGGGGUUAUACACCAGCGCAAACAGAAACGCAUUGAAGGUGUUCGUUCAGAAUAACUUCUAG